AUGCCGGAAGUUGGCAAAUCGGACAUCAGUGAAAAUAGUAACCUUCUUCGGAUUUGAGAGAAGGAGAGAGGCAACCAAGAAGCUCACCCGGAGAAAGAGGUGUUUGCAGAAAAGAUGCCACUGUUUGGGGAGCCCUACAAGACUACAAACAGGGAUGAGUUGUCGCGUCGGAUACAGAACAUACUAGGAGACUACGAAGUUAUGAAGGAGUUAUGGAGAUCUAUGUCUUGUACUCAGUGUCCAAAUGGUUCUGAAGACAGCCAGGGGAAGCCGAAAUAUCCUUCAUUUCAUGACAGGGAGAGCCUUGAAUCCAACUCCUGUUGCACGCACAUCUACCACAAGCUUUUCGGUACUUCUUCUGCCCGUGGAUCACCUUUUGUUGGUAACAUUAGCCACAGUUCAAAGAUGGCACCACCAAGGAUGGAGCCAGUGCCAAGUCUCCAUGCCAAAAACUAUGGUCCACCCGACAAACAGCAUCUGACUCGAGAUCGCCUCAGUCAGGAGGGGCACUCUUCAAACCACAAAAAGUGUGACCGCAGAGCUGAUGGUGACUCAGCUCCGGCUAAAAAACUCUCACCCUUAAUCUCCCCUGUGUCCCAUUUGUCCCCUGUACAUUCCAGACUGCAAAGAACCAGCAAGGUUUACAGCAGCAGUAGCACUAGCAAUAAAGGCUACUGUGCGGACGUGUCUUCCAAGGACCUGAAGGUGAAGGUUCAAGAUAACGCGACUCCUCUCGACAAGUCUUCCAAGGACCUGAAGGUGAAGGUUCAAGAUAACGAGCCUCCUCUCGCCAGUUCAGUGGUAAUUACGAGACUGGGGGUGGCCUCUUCUCAAACGUUUCCACCCCCACCCCUCCCCUCAGAAAGUGUUGCAAUGCAGCAGAAGCCCAUGACAUGUAUCUGGCCCACGGACGGUGAGAAUCAGGCUCCCAGUGAGUCCUUGGGCCUGAAGACGCCACUGGAAGACAAUGGUCAGCAGAGCUUCGAAAAAUUGGAUGUAAAAGUGCCAGCCAAAGCCAAACUCACCAGACUGAAGAUAUCUUCACAGUCGGAGUUGGUGGAGCAGUUGUUCUCCAAUGAAGUCCGCUGCAUUGAGGAGAUUCUGAAGGAAAUGACCCAUUCGUGGCUCCCUCCUCUGACAGCCAAGCAUAAACCCAGGACGGCCAAGACCAAGCAUACACCCAGUACGGCCAAGUCAUCCAGAUCUCCUUUCCCUACAAAGGAGCCUCUGCCCAAUAGUUCUGCAACCCAAAGCCAAAAUCAAUACGAUCCGGCUUCCAAAAUUUAUCCCAAUUCGCCGCAAAAAACAUCCACACUCGGUGCGGACCUGCAGCUCAGUGAUAGUGAAGAGAGCGACACAGAACAAACUACAGAGAAGCUUCCAUCCCUAUCUGCACCUCCAAGCGCUGCCCAGAUUCUCCCCAAGCCGGAUCCCAAUUCCCAGCAAGGAACAUCCAUACUCUGGGAGGACCUGCAGCUCAGUGAUAGUGAAGAGAGCGACAUUGAACAAACUGUAGAGAAGCUUCCAUCCCUAUCUGCACCUCCAAGCGCUGCCCAGAUUCUCCCCAAGCCGGAUCCCAAUUCCCAGCAAGGAACAUCCAUACUCUGGGAGGACCUGCAGCUCAGUGAUAGUGAAGAGAGCGACAUUGAACAAACUGCAGAGAAGCUUCCUUCCCUAUCUGCACCUCCAAGCGCUGCCCAGAUUCUCCCCAAGCCGGAUCCCAAUUCCCAGCAAGGAACAUCCAUACUCUGGGAGGACCUGCAGCUCAGUGAUAGUGAAGAGAGCGACAUUGAACAAACUGCAGAGAAGCUUCCUUCCCUAUCUGCACCUCCAAGCGCUGCCCAGAUUCUCCCCAAGCCGGAUCCCAAUUCCCAGCAAGGAACAUCCAUACUCUGGGAGGACCUGAAGCUCAGUGAUAGUGAAGAGAGCGACAUUGAACAAACUGUAGAGAAGCUUCCUUCCCUAGCUGCACCUCCAAGCGCUGCCCAGAUUCUCCCCAAGCCGGAUCCCAAUUCCCAGCAAAAAACAUCCAUACUCUGGGAGGACCUGCAGCUCAGUGAUAGUGAAGAGAGCGACAUUGAACAAGCUGCAGAGAAGCUUCCUUCCCUAUCUGCACCUCCAAGCGCUCCCCAGAUUCUCCCCAAGCCGGUGGUGUCAGCACAUUCCAGUAGUGCAAAGUCGGAAAAUAAGGGUGAAAACCGCAACACUGACCAGCUACACCCUGAGUCCAAAGGCUCUCCCCCCAAGAGUUCCAGCAAAGCCGUCCAGGAUCCCACUGAAGGGCCCCAACCUGAGGAGAGGAGCUGCCAGAAAUCCCCUGCCCAACAGGAGUCCCCACCUCAGCGAACUAUUGAAACCAAACAACCCAGAAAUCCUGCCAAGGGCUCUGGCCAGGUGGAAAGUAAACCAGGACCCCUGCCUUCUGUAUCAAAAAAACAGACUUCCAAAGACAAACCCGAGAUGAAUGCAAAAGGCAGGGAGCCUAAGCCUGAAGCUCCUAUGCCCAACCAUCAGGCAGCCGAGCCUGCCCCUAAGGAGAAAAGGAAGCACAAGGGUUCCCAGGCUCCCUCAGGCCCUCAGCUGUCAAAGGACAAAGCUCUAAACAGGAACUCUUUCACUCCACCCCACUGUGGUAGGGGCUGCAGUGGUGGCAGCAGUGGCAGGUCUAGCCACUGCCAACAAAUUGCAAGUGUCCGGGAAGACGGUCAAAAGAGAGACACCGAAUUGCUCUCACCGCUCAGGGACUCUUCACUACCAAUGAGUUUGGUAGAGAAGAUAAACCUAGAUCACCUCACUCGGAUUCCCCAGCCCCUGGGGCAGGGUGGCAGCCCUAGGAAAGCAGAAGACAGGCAGCCGCAAGCAGAUAAGAAGCAAGACUCUGAAAAGAGAGACUGCAAUGGCUCCAGCAGACUGAGCAAGAAGAGAAAGGGCAGCGACUCAGAAAAAGACCGUGCCAGCAAGAAAAUCAGAAGGGAGAAAGAUGUCCAGUCACAUUGUACUUCUUCUUCCUCUUCCCAUACUGAAUCUUCCAAAACAGAGACUUCCAAAAUGCCUUCUCUGCCACCUGUGUCAGCCUCUUCCUCCUCCCAGAAGUCAACCAAAACUGCAGGCAAGAAACCAAAGCCGGAUGUAGACACCUGUGGUCAGGACCCUCCCAAAAGUGCAGGCAGUGCCAAUGCCAAUGACAAGGACUCUUCUGUUCCCAAGCCCAGAAAAGUGCCGAAAGUGCAGGCCAAGGGCUCGGAAUACAAAGGGUCUUCUAGAGAAGCCACAAACGCGUUCCUAGUGCCUUCUUCGCCAAAGGGUAACUGUAAACCAGGGAAGCCACAAGUGAAACCUUACAUGCAGAAAGCUAACUUUUACAUGAAGGAAGCUCAAAGGUUGAAGUGUAAAGCAGCGGCAAUGACGAACAAGAUCAAAAAGGCCUUCAAAUAUUUGGAAGCUGUCCUGUCUUUAAUUGAGUGUGGGAUGGCCAUGGAGUCAGAAAGCUCAGUAAAGGCAGCGUACGCUGUCUACUCAGAAACUGCAGACCUCAUUAAGUUCACGAUGUCAUUAAAAUCCUUCUCGGAUGCCACGGUGCCAGCACAAGAAAAGAUAUUUGACGUUUUAUGUUUACGUUGCCAGUCACUGGUGAACAUGGCGAUGUUUCGCUGUAAAAAGGACAUAGUAAUGAAGUAUUCUCACUCUCUUGGUGACCACUUCAACAAUUCUUCUCUGCACAGGUAUUCCGUCCUCCCUCUCCCCAGUGCCUUCUCCUGCCAGAUCUGUCAGGUCCCAGUCAAGUGCUGGUGGGAUGAUGGCCACCGUCAGUGUCCCAGUCACCAUCCAGAACAAGACCUUUGCCUAUUUCACCAUCACAAACCACCUCCUUAA
Molecule: messenger RNA, 3873 nt
Organism: Microtus oregoni (creeping vole)
Lineage: Eukaryota; Metazoa; Chordata; Mammalia; Rodentia; Cricetidae
Product: AF4/FMR2 family member 1-like
Biological process (GO): regulation of gene expression
Cellular component (GO): super elongation complex; nucleus
Source: RefSeq, a predicted model, not a curated record